Paracoccidioides brasiliensis Pb18 is the source of this 3393-nucleotide messenger RNA. RefSeq names its product leucine-tRNA ligase. The transcript is spliced from 4 exons. Bases 1 to 3393 code for a protein of 1130 amino acids. Gene Ontology annotation, biological process: leucyl-tRNA aminoacylation. Gene Ontology annotation, molecular function: ATP binding; leucine-tRNA ligase activity; aminoacyl-tRNA deacylase activity. The record is from RefSeq and is a predicted model, not a curated record.
AUGGCCGCAGCUGCAGCUGCAGCUGCAGCGCUGGAUGCCAGCAAUAGCGCUAAAAAUACACUGAAGCUUGAGAAUACGGACAAAAGAGACACCCUCAUCGCGAUUGAGAAGAAAUACCAGGCGCAAUGGAAGGCGAACAAGGUCUUCGAAGUCGAUGCCCCCUCGAUAUCCGAAAUCCCUCCGGACUCGAUAUCGCCUGCAGACCUCAGGGAAAAGUUCCCAAAAUUCUUUGGCACCAUGGCAUACCCAUAUAUGAAUGGAACUUUGCAUGCGGGCCACAGUUUCACUGCUAGCAAAGUAGAAUUCAUGGCGGGAACUGCGCGAAUGGAGGGAAAGAGAGCUCUAUUCCCCCUCGGUUUCCAUUGCACAGGGAUGCCUAUCAAAGCCUGUGCUGAUAAGUUGGUGGACGACAUUAAGAAAUUCGGGAACUUUUUCGAGAGAUAUACUGACGAAGAUGGUGAGCCAGAUGAGCCACCGGCUCCCACUCAGGAAACAAAGGAAGAUCUUACUAGGUUUUCCGGGAAGAAGAGUAAAGCUGCUGCCAAGACGGUGAAGCUGAAGUACCAGUUCCAAAUUAUGUUGGCGUUGGGUAUACCCCUUGAAGAAGUCCAUAAGUUUGCGGAUCCCUCUCACUGGCUUGAAUUCUUUCCACCGUUGUGUGUACGGGACCUCGAUAGCCUGGGAGCCAGAAUCGAUUGGCGAAGACAGUUUGUGACCACAGAUGCCAACCCUUAUUAUGACGCAUUUACUCGCUGGCAGAUGAAUCGCCUCCACGAGCAAGGGAAAAUUUUGUACGGAAACCGGUAUACUAUCUAUUCACCCAAGGAUGGGCAACCGUGUAUGGACCACGACCGGACUGAGGGAGAAGGUGUUGGUCCACAAGAAUAUACAGCUCUGAAACUUAAGGUCAAAGAAUGGUCACCAGCUGUCCGUGAGCUCGUGAAGGAUAAGAUUGAGGCUGACGCCAAUGUGUACUUUGUGCCUGCUACUCUGCGUCCUGAAACUAUGUACGGACAGACGUGCUGUUUUCUUGGUCCCAAGAUAACUUACGGUCUCUACAAAGUCAGUGAUAAGGAAUACUAUGUCGUUACUAAGCGCGCUGCCUGGAAUAUGGCUUUCCAAGGCACCUUUUUUGACAGCAGCAACUUCCCGCGAGACCAGAGCGAACUCGAGCCUGUCGUUGAAGCUCCUGGUUCGGCAUUCGUUGGCACUUUGGUCAAUGCGCCUCUCUCCGUUCAUACAGAAGGUGUCAGGAUCCUUCCUAUGGACACUGUGUCCGCUACCAAGGGGACUGGUGUAGUUACGUCAGUGCCAUCAGACAGUCCCGAUGAUUAUGCUACUGUUGUCGAUCUUUCAAAGAAAGCAGAUUACUACGGCAUUAAAAAGGAAUGGGCUGAAUUGGAGAUCCUUCCUAUCAUUGAAACCCCCACAUAUGGGAAUCUUACCGCACCAACCUUGGUGAAACAACUCAAGAUCAACUCACCUAAGGAUACUGUUCAACUUGCAAAAGCCAAGGAGCUGGCCUACUCGGAAGGAUUUUACAAAGGCACAAUGCUUCAUGGAGAAUAUAAGGGCCAGCCUGUUCAAGAGGCCAAAGAAAAAGUACGUCAAUCUCUCUUAAAGAGUGGCGACGCGUUCCCAUUCGCGGACCCCGCGGGAAAGGUAGUCAGCAGAAGCAAUGACGAGUGCGUAGUAGCAUACCUUGGUCAAUGGUUCUUGAAUUACGGCGAGAACGAUCCAAAAUGGCAAAAUGAGACUCUUGAUUAUGUCAAAGGGCCACUAAACAUGUAUUCAGAGGAGGCUCGUCACGGUUUCGAAAAGAACCUUGAGUGGCUUAAUCGAUGGGCGUGUGCAAGAACGUAUGGGCUGGGCUCCAAACUGCCUUGGGAUCCACAUUUCCUGGUCGAAAGUUUGAGUGAUAGUACGGUCUACCAAGCGUACUAUACUAUUGCUCACCUUCUACAUGCCGAUAGAUAUGGAAAGGAGCCGGGCCGCCUCGGUAUCAAGCCUGAGCAAAUGACAGACGAAAUAUGGGAUUUUGUUUUCACCAGGAGAGAUUUUGGAGAUGAUUUGAUCCAAACAACUGGUAUUAGCAAAGACGCAUUGCUUACCAUGCGGCGAGAGUUUGAAUACUGGUAUCCUCUCGAUGUUCGGGUUUCGGGCAAAGACCUUAUUCAGAACCAUCUCACAUUUUGCUUGUAUGUCCACGCCGCUCUUUUCCCACGGGAAUAUUGGCCACGUUCUAUAAGAGUAAAUGGCCACUUGCUACUAAACGGAGAGAAGAUGAGCAAGAGUACAGGCAAUUUCUUGACUCUGAAGGAUGCAGUAGAUAAAUACGGUGCGGAUGCCACACGAAUUGCUUUUGCGGAUGCGGGUGAUGCGAUUGAAGACGCAAACUUUGAAGAGUCAGUCGCCAAUAGUAAUAUCCUGCGUUUGUUUACUUUGAAAGAAUGGAUCGAAGAGGUCGCGAAAGAUGACUCACUCCGCACUGGGCCCGCUGAAGCGUUCUUCGACAAAUUGUUCGACAAUGAACUGAAUGUUUUGGCUCGAGAGGCAAGGAAGCAUUAUGCAGAUACAAACUUCAAACUUGCUUUGAAGAGUGCUCUCUACGACUUCACCAGCGCAAGAGACUUUUAUCGGGAGUCAACCACAGCAGCUGGUAUCGGCAUGCACCGUGAUGUGCUCUUCCGCUACAUCGAGCUUCAAGCCCUUCUCCUUACCCCAAUUACCCCUCACUGGUCUGAAUACGUGUGGCUGGAGGUGCUCAAGAAGCCCGAUACUAUCCAAAACGCCCUCUUCCCCGAGGUCCCCGAACCAUCUCCCGCCCUUUCCGCCGCUCUCAUAUAUGUCCGCACAACUGCAUCGAACAUCACCUCCUCGGAAGCCACCUUCGUCCGCAAACUCUCCAAAGGCAAAACAGUGAACUUCGACCCCCGCAAACCCAAGAAGCUUACCAUCUUCGCCGCCAAGAAAUUCCCCAGCUGGCAAGAGAAAUAUAUUGAUCUUGUCCGCGAAGCUUUCGAUGCCGUCUCCCUCUCCAUCAACGAUAAGGAGCUCAACGGCAAAGUGAGUAAAUUAGGUGAGAUGAAGAAGGCCAUGCCGUUCGUGCAGGGAUUGAAGAAGAGAUUGAUUACUGCUAAGGAACAGCCGGAGACUGUCUUUAACCGGGCUCUGGGUUUUGAUGAGCUCCAGGCUCUGGGUGAUAUGGUUGCGGGCCUUAUUAGGACCACUGGGUGCAAGAUUGUGGAGGUCGUGGUUGUCGAGGAGGGUGGAAUGGCUGGCGUAACAUUGAAUGGCGAGGCCAGGGAAGGGCUGCCAGCGAUUGCGGAGAAUGCGGUUCCUGGACAACCAACGUUCCAUUUCGAGAAUAUCUCUGAAGUGGAUGGGGCGUGA